UUCAGGGUUUUCUCUCCUCCACGUCCCUGCCUUCUCCCAUGGCUGUUGACUUCCGAGUCGCCCUUCAGUUUUACGGCUAGUGGCUUUACACCAUGGCCGCUAAUCUUGUAUGAAUCCUCGGCGUGUUCUCACCCGUGGUUGCUGGCUUUUAACACCGCACAGAUGUCUCGCACUUCCUCGACGACCACGCCGACAUGGCACCAGUUCGAGCGGAAGGUCGAAGAGGUCAAGCCAUCCAAGACUGAUAUCAAUUACUUGGUCAUGGACUACCUCAUCACCAAUGGCUACCCUGCUGCCGCGAAUAAGUUUGCGGUUGAGGCCAACAUCCAGCUUCGGACAGAUCUGGAAGCCAUUCAGGAGCGGGUUGACAUUCGAACUUCCAUUCACUCUGGAAACAUUCAACUGGCAAUUGAGAAGAUCAACGAGUUGAAUCCUCAGAUUUUAGAUGAAGACCCAUCCCUGCACUUCGCACUUCUGCGCCUGCAGUUGGUAGAACUAAUCCGCAACUGCACAUCCACUCCAGACGGUGACAUCAGUCCUGCCCUCGAGUUCGCGACGUCGCAGCUAGCCCCGCGAGCCCCAACCAACCCACAGUUCCUGGAAGAUCUGGAGCGGACACUGGCACUGCUCAUUUUCCCCAAUGACAACCUGUCUCCGUCUCUGGCAGCCCUGCUAGAUCCAGGUCUCCGUAAAGAUAUCGCGACGCAAGUCAACGAGGCAAUCCUGCAGAACCAGGGCGCUCGUAAAGAGGCGCGCCUGCGAAACCUCGUCAAGCUGCGCGCGUUCGCCGAGAAAAAAGGCCCGCGAUGCUAAAAGGGACAUCCCAGAUAAGCUGGACAUCGGCCUGGUUGGCGAUUCUCACGGCGGAAGCCAAUCUAGUAAUACUAAUGACUUCAACAAUGGUUCCAACCACAAUGGCACCGGCGACACUGUCAUGGCCAACAAUGG
Penicillium cinerascens is the source of this 948-nucleotide messenger RNA. RefSeq names its product glucose-induced degradation complex GID8. Gene Ontology annotation, molecular function: protein binding. The record is from RefSeq and is a predicted model, not a curated record. NCBI's taxonomy places the organism in Eukaryota, Fungi, Ascomycota, Eurotiomycetes, Eurotiales, Aspergillaceae. The transcript is spliced from 3 exons. Gene Ontology annotation, biological process: proteasome-mediated ubiquitin-dependent protein catabolic process. Gene Ontology annotation, cellular component: nucleus; cytoplasm. The annotation marks the transcript as partial.